AUGUCUAAAUCUUGCCGUAAGUGCUCCCUAAAGAACUCACAAUGUGAAGGGAAUGUGGAAGAGUUUGAAGAAUGGAGGAGGGAGCAUGUUGCAUCUGGAGAUUGUGACAUCAACUUCGAAGGAAGUUCACCUGCUAUGGAAGCAGAAGGAGCUUCUGUUCUUUGGAAUAGAUCCAUCGAACUUCAUAACAUGAGGUACAAAUGGAUGGUGUCAGACGGGGACAGUAAGGCCUUUAACACUGUUCAACAUGCCUAUGAUGACUGUGAAGUUAUUAAACUGGAUUGUGUAGGCCAUGUGCAGAAAAGGAUGGGCAAACAUUUAAUGAAUUUGAAGGCAUGCAGUAAGGGUAAACUUGCUGAUGGAAAACCUAUAGGAGGGCGUGGCGGCUUACAGAAGGAAAGAUCAAGCAGCUUCAAAGGUACUAUGGCCUAGCAAUCCCGCAAAACACCUUGACCAAGGCAAAUCCCCUCUGAACGGGAGGUUGACAUUGCAGUUUAUGCUAUGAAAAAAUAUUAUUGCCAUUCUCCAUCACUGUGUAAAUUCAACUGA
Molecule: messenger RNA, 549 nt
Organism: Pocillopora meandrina
Lineage: Eukaryota; Metazoa; Cnidaria; Anthozoa; Scleractinia; Pocilloporidae
Source: the annotation of a GenBank genome assembly